AAAAAAAAAAAAAAAGAACCAAACCCGCGUGAGGGUUGAAUAUUCAUCCGCAAAGGGGCUUUCUUCAAAUGCAUCUCGAUCGUAUCCGUAUGUUGUGCGUGUGAGAUCGAGAAAGGUACGUAUACCAAUGGAGCUCCCGCAGUUCCAGGAAGCGUCAGAGUGCGACGUCUGCAGAUGCAGCUUCAACACCUUCAGACGACGGCAUCAUUGUCGUUGCUGUGGUCGGACAUUAUGUGCUGAACAUUCAUCGAAUCAAAUGGCCUUACCACAAUUUGGUAUUCACUCGUGUGUCAGAGUUUGCUCUGACUGUUUUAGUAAUGAUUGUCGGGAUAGAUCAAGCAAAAAUAGCACACCAACUUCUUUGGACGGAGUUAAUCUGCUUACAGACGGGGUUUCAACAUUAGACAUUAGUACCGGUGCAGAUUCAAAUCCCAAAUGCACUGCUGAGAAAAUUCCUGGUAUAGGUACUGUAGAGUGCAAAUGUGGAAUGCCUUUAUGCAUUUGUGAAGCCCCAGCUCCGUCAACGGAUCAAGUAUUCUUGCUGAACAAAUUUACAUCAACUACUACAGUUCAGUUAAACCCCAAAGCGAAAAAGACGGAUACAAUACCGAGGAAUAGACGUCCAACAUCGAACAACCAGCAGUUUAUGAUUUCAAGUCAUGGUCAAGUGUCCAAUGCUGGUUCAGAAAAAGCUCACAUGGAUUACGAAGUUAAUGGAGAGGGUUUACGAGAAGCAAUAAAAAACGGUGACACUUCAGCUGUCAAGGAGCUUCUCACUAAAGGUGUGGAUGCAAGUUACUGUGACAAGCAAGGAUUAUCAUUGUUACAUUUGGCAGCACUUUUUAAUCGAACUGAAAUAGCUUUUGCUCUCAUGGAAUGUGGAGCUAGUCUGGAUCACAGAAAUUUGCAGGGGGAAACGCCACUUGAUUGUGCUCCUGCUACAUUGCAAUACAAAAUGCAAAAGAAGAUGGAAGAAAGGGAACAACUGGGCGCAAGCCAUAUUAUCUGAAUCUUUGGUAUUUAACUUGUUUGCUUCCUUGAAAAUGGUGAUUUUGAUCCACCUGUUGCAGAGUUUGUAAUAAUGUGACGCCUUUGCCAUUAUUCCUGGGAUUGUGGGAGUACACUUCAGCCCAAGAUUUAAUUUUUUUUUGACCAGUUCUAUUUCUUAUUUCUGUCAUUGUUGUCCUCC
Messenger RNA from Rhododendron vialii, 1189 nucleotides. RefSeq lists its product as uncharacterized. Lineage: Eukaryota; Viridiplantae; Streptophyta; Magnoliopsida; Ericales; Ericaceae. Gene Ontology annotation, cellular component: ESCRT-0 complex. The record is from RefSeq and is a predicted model, not a curated record. Gene Ontology annotation, molecular function: ubiquitin binding; phosphatidylinositol-3-phosphate binding; metal ion binding. Bases 128 to 1009 code for a protein of 293 amino acids. The transcript is spliced from 10 exons. Gene Ontology annotation, biological process: protein transport to vacuole involved in ubiquitin-dependent protein catabolic process via the multivesicular body sorting pathway; protein targeting to vacuole.